UCAUAAAACCAUUUCGUUUGUUUUACCAGGGUUUCUCUCUCUCUCUCUCCACCCUCACCUCUACCUCCUUAUUUCUCUCUGUUUAGAUCGCGAGCGAAAUCAGCGGUGCUGUCGACGUGGAUCUGAACUUAGUAGCAUCAAUUCGAUCGAUGAAUGAAUCUCUGCCGUGGACGAAUUGAGCCCUAAUAUUGGAAUUCCCUUGUUUCGAGGCGUCACAGGGGCGGAAAUUAGGGUUUCCGUUUUUGGGGAAGGCUUGGAGAUGGUAAUACAAGCUCUGGAUUGGAUCUAGGGCUUCCUGCUGCUCUAAUUAUUGGACGAUUCUAGGGUUUCUUGGAUCGGGCGGUGGAAUUACGGCGGUAUUGAUGUUUCUCGUUCGGGACGAAGGUGGGAUCGAAACAAAAAUCGGCGAAGAUGCAAGGCUAUGCAUGGGCGGGAAGGUGAAGAGAGGAAAAGGAGGCGGCACAUGUGGCCGGUCCCCGCGCUUGGUACGACGACUGUAGCUUCUGAUUCUAUAACUACAUCAACCGCUGAUUCCUUCUGCAAGGAUGGACGCAAGAUUAGUGUUGGUGACUGUGCACUUUUCAAGCCCCCGCAAGAAUCACCACCUUUCAUUGGUAUAAUUCGUUGGUUGACAUCAGGCAAAGAGAAUAAUCUUAAGUUAGGUGUAAAUUGGCUUUACCGACCUGCUGAAGUAAAGCUUGGCAAAGGCAUUCUGCUGGAAGCUGCACCAAACGAAGUGUUCUAUUCUUUUCACAAGGAUGAGAUACCUGCUGCAUCGUUACUCCAUCCGUGUAAAGUUGCAUUCCUUCGUAAAGGUGUUGAACUUCCUUCAGGGAUAUCCUCAUUUGUUUGCAGGCGAGUUUAUGACAUUGCGAACAAGUGCUUAUGGUGGCUAACUGAUCAAGAUUAUAUCAAUGAGCGACAGGAAGAAGUAGAUCAGCUACUAGACAAAACACGACUAGAAAUGCAUGCAGCAGUGCAGUCAGGAGGGCGUUCUCCAAAACCAUUGAAUGGUCCGACAUCAACACCGACAAUAAAGCCUGGUUCAGAUAGUGUACAGAAUAGUGCCACCUCAUUGCCAUCUCAAGGAAAGGGAAAGAAGAGGGAAAGGGGUGAUCUGGGCUCCGAGCCCAUCAAACGAGAACGUUCUUCAAAAACAGAUGAUGGGGAUUCAGGUCAUUGUAGACCUGAGAACAUGUUAAAAUCGGAGAUUGCCAAAAUAACCGACAAAGGAGGUCUUGUUGACUUCGAAGGGGUUGAGAAAUUUGUUCAGCUUAUGCAGCCUGAUAGAGCUGAGAAAAAGAUAGAUUUGGCUGCUCGAAUAAUGCUUGCAGAUGUGAUAGCAGCCACUGAUAAGUUUGAUUGCCUCAACCGCUUUGUGCAGCUCAAGGGUCUGCCUGUAUUGGAUGAAUGGCUCCAAGAGGUGCAUAAAGGGAAGAUCGGAGAUGGUAGCAGCCCCAAGGAAGGUGAAAAAUCAGUUGAAGAGUUGCUUUUGGCUUUGCUUCGUGCGCUUGAUAGGUUACCCGUGAAUCUUCAUGCUCUGCAGACCUGUAAUGUUGGCAAGUCUGUGAAUCAUUUGCGUAGUCAUAAAAACUUGGAAAUCCAGAAGAAAUCUAGGAGUUUAGUUGACACGUGGAAGAAACGUGUUGAGGUAGAAAUGAAAUUCAUUGAUGCGAAAUCUGGGUCAAGCCAGGCUGUUUCAUGGCAUAGCAAGCCAGGUUUUUCAGAAGUUUCUCAUGGAGGAAGCAGACGCACAGGAGGGUCUUCUGAUGUUGCUGUGAAGAGCUCCCUUACACAGCCUUCUGCUUCUAAAUCAGCACAAGUUAAGCUUGGCCAUGGAGAUGCUGUUUCCAAGUCAACAUCGGCAUCACCUGGAUCUGUGAAAUUGUCAACAUCAUUACCUGCUCCGGUGGCUUCUGGUUCAAAGGAUUUUCAUUGCAAAAUGGCAGUUAGUGGUGGUGCCUCAGAUCCACCUCUGUCAACGAUAAAGGAGGAAAAGAGUAGCAGUUCAAGUCAAUCUCAGAACAAUAGCCAGUCUUGUUCAAGUGAUCAUGCUAAAACUGUUGGUUCCUCUUGUAGGGAGGAUGCAAGGAGCUCCACUGCUGGGUCUAUAAGUGUGAAUAAAACCUCUGGUGCUGCUUCCCGACAUCGGAAAUCAAGUAAUGGUUUUCUAGGAUCAGCUGUCUCUGGAGUUCAAAAGGAAACGGCAGUGGGAAAAUGCAGCUCCAUUAACAGGAAUGCCUCAUCUGAAAAGAUAUCACAUUCUGGACUAACAUGUGAAAGAGCAACUGAUACGCCUAAUGCUGAUCAUGUAAGUGGCCACAGGCUGAUUGUCAGGCUUCCAAACCCUGGCCGUAGCCCUGCAAGAAGUGCCAGUGGAGGUACUUUUGAUGAUACUUCCAUCAUGGUUAGUAGAGCUUCUUCUCCCGGGCACUCUGAGAAGCAUGACCACUCUGAUCGUAAAGUGAAGGGGAAGACUGAUGCUUGUCGGGCUAAUACCGUGGCAGAUGUGAAUACAGAAUCAUGGCAGAGUAAUGAUGUAAAAGACGGAGUCAUUGCAUCUGAUGAGGGAGAUGGGUCACCUGCUCCGGUUCCUGAUGAAGAUCGUAGCAGGAAUUCUGAUCAGAUUGCUAAAACAACAGAUGCAUCUAAAGCUACCUGCUCAUUAUCAGGAAAUGAUCCCAAAUCUGGGAAAUUGAACGAGGCUUCUUUCAGCUCCAUAAAUGCUUUGAUUGAAAGCUGUGUCAAAUACUCUGAGGCUAGUGCAUCUAUGGUUGGGGACGAUGUUGGAAUGAAUUUGCUUGCCAGUGUGGCCACUGGAGAGAUGUCAAAAUCUGAUCUGGUUUCACCUGUUAGUUCUCCUCGGAGAAGCUCACCUGUACAAGAGGAUUCGUAUACUAGUAAUGAUGCCAUACUGAGAUUAUCUCAUGAAGAUGCUGGACCUCGAAGCCAAGGUCAGCCUGAUGAGGCUGCAGAUGGUGAAACUGAGAAGCAAGGAACCAGUAAAAUCACAUGUUCUGGAGAUAAGGCAAUAGGGGAACGAACUGAGCUGCUUCAAGUGUCCAGUAAAGGGUUGCAGCAAAGUGGAGACUGCUUGAAAUCCGAUGGAGGACCUGAUGACAAUAUAGUUGCUGCUUCCGUUGCCAUGCACACUCUAGAAUCAAGAGAAGAUGGCGCAGAGGGUGGAGUCAACCAACUACGAGAGAGGAAUAAGUCGGCUGUUCCUGGGGCUAAUGAUGCUCUCCCAGAUACAAAACCAAUGGUUAGGAGUCCCCUGUUGGAUGAAAAGAAGAUGGUUGAUCAUGCGGAAGAAAAGAUUGCUAGUAGUAGUAUAAUAGCGGCAUCUAAUUUUGUUCGUGGUUCUGUAAUUGAUGCAUGCAACAUUGACAAUACAGUUUCUGUUACAAAAGUUGAGAAGGAAUCCAUUGAUGAGUCACCAUCUUGUCCAGUGGUGGAUUUUGAUGGUGAGAACCAGAAUCAUGUGCAUGAAGGGUUUAAUGCGGGCAUUGCAGCCGAGCAGAAGCCACUUGCUGGUUCAGACUCUGGGUUUGUAGAGGUCAGUGGCAAGGAUGUGGGGCUGCCCUCUGGUUCUGGUAAUGGUAUGGCUCCCGACAAUGAGAUUCAGGGUGAGAAGCCUGAUGACAUGGACUUGGGGAAUUAUGUUGAGCAGAGUGAGAGCCAAAGAAAGGAGCAAGCAAGUAAUGUUCCUUUUGACGAUCGAGGUGGAGCUGGAGUAGGUUCAGUUGUUACAAAUCAUAGAAAUGAAGGUAAUGAGGAGGCAUCUGAAAAGAGAGAGAAUCUUGAGAAACUUUCUGCUGGAUCAGCUCCCAAUGAAGAGUUGUCCCCAUUACCUGUUGAUGGAGAAAAUGAGCAAGGCUUGAAGGCAGCUGUAUCAAAGUUGACUAGCCCUGAAGCAGAUGCUGUGGAAGCAUGUAUGUCCACGGCAGAAGCAGCUUCAUCUGUCCCAGCUGGAUCAGAUGUGGCUGCUAAGUUGGAUUUUGAUUUGAAUGAAGGAUUUCCUGUGGAUGAAGGGAGCCAAAGUGAGCCAGUUACUUCUGCCAUUCAUCUCCCUAGCCAUCUGCCUUUCUCUGUUCCCUCCAUAGCAAGCGGUGUUCCUGCUCAAGUUACCGUUGCUGCUCCUAAUAAAGGGCCAUUUGUCCCUCCUGAAAACCUAUUGAAGAGUAAAGGUGAGCUUGGGUGGAAAGGUUCAGCUGCUACUAGUGCAUUUCGACCAGCUGAACCUAGGAAGGUUCUGGAGAUGCAUCUCAGUACAACUGACAUCCUCCAUGAUAUGAAUGCCAGCAAACAAGCUCGGCCUCCACUGGAUAUUGACUUGAAUGUUCCGGAUGAGAGACUUGUUGAGGACAUGGCUUCUCAAAGUUCUGCUCAAGAGAGGGUGUCUGGGUCUGGGCCUGCUAAUAAUCGAGAUUUGGGACAUUGUCAGAUGUUUGGGACUUCAUCCGGACCUGGCCGGAGUGCUGGAGGACUUGACCUUGACUUGAACAGGGUUGAUGAAGGUACUGAGAAUGGGCAAUUCUCGGCGAGUACCAGUCGUAAGGUAGAAGUCCCUGUUAUGCCAGUUAGGCCAUCAUCAUCUAGUGGACUACCUAAUGGUGGGGUCAAUGUGUUGAGAGACUUUGAUUUGAAUAAUGGGCCAGGACUUGAUGAGGUGGGUGCAGAACCAGUAACUCGUCUCCAGCAUUCCAAGAGUAAUGUGCCAUUUCUACCACCUGUUGCUGGACUCAGGAUGAACAAUGCAGAGCUGGGAAAUCUUUCAUGGUUUCCUCCGGGCAACUCUUAUCCUGCUGUAGCCAUUCCAUCGAUCUUGCCUGAUAGAGGGGAGCAGCCUUACCCAAUUGUUGCUACUGGUGGGGCACAACGGAUCUUAGGACCACCUACUGCUGGCACCACUUUUGGGCCUGAUGUGUACAGAGGAUCAGUGUUAUCUUCAUCGCCUGCGGUAGCUUUUUCUCUGGCUGCCCCAUUCCCGUAUCCAGGAUUCCCUUUCGGCACUAGUUUCCCUUUACCUUCGACGACUUUUUCUGGUGGCUCAACAACAUAUGUAGAUUCUUCACCUGGUGGUGGAAUUUGCUUCCCUGCUGUACCUUCACAGCUAGUGGGACCUACAGGUGCAGUCUCUUCUCAUUAUCCGAGGCCCUAUGUGAUAAGCCUUCCUGAUAGUGUUUCCAACACGGGGGCUGAAAGCAGUCGGAAGUGGGGAAGGCAGGGUCUAGAUUUGAAUGCAGGUCCAGGAGCUACAGAUAUGGAAGGGAGAGAUGACAGGAUACCAUCAGCAUCACGGCAACUUUCAGUUGCCAGCUCCCAGGCCCUAGCUGAAGAUCAAGUUAGAAUGUACCAGGCAGCUGGUGGAAUGCUGAAGAGGAAGGAGCCUGAAGGAGGAUGGAAUCCGGAGAGUUUCAGCUACAAACAACCCUCAUGGCAGUAGGAGAGCUCUGAGAAAAAUCCUCCAAUUUAUGAAUGCUGAAUAUGCAGUAUUUGAAUUCCUGCCUUGAAUUAAUGGGUUUACUGCUUGCUUGUGUGCUGGUCUGGAGCCUUAUGAUGAUUGACUGAAACAGGUAAUAGAUGGCUCUUGCUGAUCAUUUUUGUAAUUAAGGUUUUAAGUUUUGUAAUAUUUCUGUCGGAGUAGCAGAAAGUGUCGUUCGGCUAAUUGACCAAACUAUCAGGUUCAAAUUGAAGAUAGAUUUGGUGCAUACAGAUGGAACGGGAGGGUGAGUCUGGUUAUGGUGAGCGAGGAAUCUACACAAAGGUUGAACAAACCAGCACUGAUUUAGUGCAUUGUUUUGCACACAACCAAAGUUUCCUAAGUGGGGUUUUUUAGUGGAACUCCUCCCCUUGAUGAUAUAAUUGUUACACCGUCCAAGUCUCCAAAGCGUAAGAGUCGGAUCGGGGGGAGCGCAAGAGCACCGGAAACGCAACGGCCAUCGAGUGAUGUAAUGGUUGUCAUCCAUCAAGAUUGUUGUGACGGCGUUAACUGAGGAAGAGGAUUAGAAGUCUGAUGAAAUGGUGUUUGCAUGCAGGGAUAUUCUGUACGUUUUUUUUAUUGGGAUGGAGGAUGCGUCUGGCAGAUUUUUGAGAUACGUACAGUCGGCUCCUUUGCGCGGGAUUCAAAGAGUAUAACAUGGAGUCAGUUUUUCAUGAAGGCGCCUUGGUCCUUGGGUCGUCUAUUUAAUUUAUGGCUUAUGCUGUGCAGCAUCUAGGCGCGCAUGUAGAGAAACCCGAGGAGCCGAGAAGGGGAGGUUGCAGAUAAAAUGGGGACCCUUCACUUUCUCUCAUCAAGAUGUAGUAGUUUUCUGGAAUCUUGUGGGAGCCUGGGCUCUAACUCCGAUGAUACAAAUCGCAACUCCCAAAUAAAAAAAAAAAGAAGUAUUGGGUGGGGUGGGUGGGGUUUUGGUCUUUCACGGUGAACGAGGUGUAUGUAUCUACUCAAUUUUGCUUAGCUCUGACACUUCUGCAUUCAUAUUCUCCUGUCUUCUAAUUGGGACAACACAUGUCAUGCUUCCGUCUGCUUGGUCACACCUUCAUGUGUCAUCACUCGUCAGUGGGAAAUAAAAUGGUGGAAAAAAAAUCCUCCUCAACACAACAACAGUCACAAGUCUAUAUUAGAAACUGAUUUUUUAAUGUCUCAAAUUAACGCGGUGCCCCACUUUCCAAGCUCUUCCUUUCUUUAUAGUUCAGGUUUUGUCUAUACUGUUUUUUGGGUGAAUAUUAUGAAGUGAGUGAAUAUUAUGAUGAUCUAACGGAUUUUGGCGCUUUAUUUUUUGAA
Messenger RNA from Macadamia integrifolia, 6784 nucleotides. RefSeq lists its product as uncharacterized. Gene Ontology annotation, cellular component: nucleus. The record is from RefSeq and is a predicted model, not a curated record. Bases 422 to 5446 code for a protein of 1674 amino acids. NCBI's taxonomy places the organism in Eukaryota, Viridiplantae, Streptophyta, Magnoliopsida, Proteales, Proteaceae. The transcript has 5 exons. Gene Ontology annotation, molecular function: chromatin binding.